Baudoinia panamericana UAMH 10762 is the source of this 3228-nucleotide messenger RNA. RefSeq lists its product as uncharacterized. The coding region runs from base 431 to 3103 and encodes 890 amino acids. Gene Ontology annotation, cellular component: cytoplasm; nuclear membrane. The transcript has a single exon. Lineage: Eukaryota; Fungi; Ascomycota; Dothideomycetes; Mycosphaerellales; Teratosphaeriaceae. Gene Ontology annotation, biological process: protein import into nucleus. The record is from RefSeq and is a predicted model, not a curated record.
CGGUAACAGCGCGCUGGUGAACGCGCCACAGAGCGUCGAGGAUGUUGAAGAGGUAUUGGUUAGGCAAAUUCUGCUGCAGCACAUAUCUGAUUUGAUCGUAGCUGGUGAAGCGCCUAUACAAGCCUGGCCCGGCGCGAGUCAUAACAGCUAUCGAUGAUCAGUUAAAGCAGCUUCAACGCUCGACUGAAGGAUGGCAGCUCGCAGACGCGCUCAUGGCAAGCAGCGAACCCAACGUUCGCUUCUUCGCCGCUCUCACCUUCCAGGUGAAACUCAACAAUGAUGGGUCAGUGUCUGACCCUGAGCUGAGUCCAUGGUGAGGCUUUCCGCUUAUUGAUCUCUUAGGCCGUCGCUUGACGCUGAGACAGCGCAUGCAGUGAAGUCGAGAUUGUUGUCCUGGACAGUCCGCCUGACCAACCAGGGCGAGGGAUCAAUGGUCACCAAGAAGCUCUGCACAACGCUUACGACUUAUUUUGUGCGCUCGCCGGUAACGUGGAAAAUGCCUCUGACGCACUUAGCACGCUGUUUGCAAGUCGAUGACUAUGCCCCUGAGCUUGAAGCUGACGACGAAGCUACCGUUCUCACCUUACUGCCAGACCUCAGGCCAAGUCAAGUCAUUCUGUUGCUUAUCUUCUCUGCAGCGUUGGCGGACGAGGUUAGUAAGGUCGACGCAGACUCACCGGCCCAUGCUGCGCUCCAUGACCAGAUGGAAGCGAUUGUUCAGGACGCCAGUAUGAUUAUUGCGACUGCGCUCAGCAAUCCUGACUACAAGGUUAGGACUGAAGCGCUCAAGGCGUUCCUAACUUGGGUCAACUAUGCUCAGCCUGUUUGGCCACGGAAACCGGAACCCCUACAACAUCUACGGGAUCUGACCGAGUUGGUCGCUCAGUGUGUCGCAGUCCCUGAACUGCACCAAGACGCUUUAGAAGUGUUGCGGGACAUACUCGAGAGCUACACCAGUUUCUUUACAGCGCGCCAUAUGUUCGGCCUCUUCCGCAUUGUCACCGAGCACGUACAGCCGAGGCUACUCACAGCUCUAGAGAAUGUUGAUCCGGAAGGCGUACCGUACGGUCAGCUUGUGAUCGCUUACGGCGUCGCAAACGUGCAGCCUGUGGUUGAGCAACCAGACAAUGAUAUGUCUCGGACUAUCAUUGACCUUCACUUUGAGAUAUUGAGAUCUCCGGGGUAUCCUGGUGGCGAAGACGAAAUCUCGAUCCACAGCAUAGAGUUUUGGAACACAUACAUCGAAUAUGUGAAUGACACCGUCUUCUCUCAAGACAGCGGUGAGCCGCCUCUUCCAUGGCUGCCCAACGCAAGAUCAAUACUUGAACAGCUCAUCGAGCUUCUCUGGACGAAGAUGCGUAUACCAACAGGACAAAUUGCCAAGGAAUGGACGAACGAAGAGAGCGGAGGCUUCCGAGAGUUCAGACUAGAUGCCACUGAUUUGAUGCUCUCUGUAUAUGUCUUUCUUGGGAAAGAUAUGCUGCGACAACUUGCAUCCUUCGCCCUCCGCUCGCUACGAGCUAAAGAUUGGCGCUCGGUCGAGGCAGCAUUGUUCUGCAUGAACGCUAUUGCCGACAAUGUCCUGGAAGAGUCAUCGAAUGAAGAAGCCUUGGAUGCACUCUUCAGUUCAGCCUUGUUUCGGGAGAUCAACGACUUCAACCUUAACAUACCUGCGCAAGCUCGACGAACUGCUAUUGACGUUCUUGGUUCGUACGGGUCGUACAUUGAACGUCAUGCAGAAUACUUGCCGGAUGCUGUAAGGUUCUUGUUCGCGUCUCUAGAGACAGCUGCCCUUGCAACCACCGCUGCGAAAUCGAUAGCCGCACUCUGCUCGGCAUGCCGCGGCAGUCUCACUGGAGAGCUGGAUGGCUUUUUGCAACAGUACCAACGCUUCUUGAGCGGUCCAACAAGCGACCCGUAUACCAAAGAGAAGGUCAUCGGAGCUAUCGCGGCCAUCAUCCAAGCGCUGAAGCCCGAAAGCACGAAAGUGCAGCCUUUGCUGCUACUGAUCGAGAAUGUUGAGAAGGAUGUGCAAACCGCCAAAGAGUGCGUUGCAGCUGGUGAAAGGGACAUGGCCGAAGUUAUGGGCGUGACUGGACUCAACUGCCUUGCGAGUAUUGGCAAGAACCUACAGGUGCCGGACGAUGUACCUAUCAGCAUCUACGAUAACGACGAGCAGCCGCCACCAUCGGCGCACUUCUGGAACAGUGAGGAAGCGCAAGUGGUCAGACAACGUAUCAUGGGCUGCUUCUCUGUGCUGCAGGUCCUUGGUAAUGACGGAGAAGCGAUCGACGCUGCUUGUCAGGUGCUACGGAGUGGCUUUGCAGAGACAGAGCCAGGUCCCUUCGUAAUGCCGCCAUCGGUGACCGUGAGCUUCUUACAGCAAUGCUCGACCGAGACACCACAUUUGGAGAGUGUGCUGUCCACCGCAUGCAUUCUUGUCACCCAGCAUUCAAAAUCCACAUCAGAGCGCAUUCCGGAAGACGUCGAUGCAAUCUGCGCGUGCGUGGCCGGCUUGAUCGCGCAGCUCGGAUUACCCGAGCGUGAUCCAGGCGUGGCGCAAGGCUGUAUCGACCUCUUCAGCCGUCUUGUUCCGUACUACACGCAUGUGUUAAUCGGUAAAGACUCUAGGAUAUCAGGACAACUCCCAGCCAUCCUAGACUUCACGCUCCGGGCUAUUGAGGGUCAGGAUGUGUUUCCGAAGCGAUCUGCCUGCGAACUAUGGACAAAGCUUCUUAAGUCUCCCAGUAUAUCUAACCCGCCUGACGUACAGCAGCGUCUGACUCAAGUCGUGCACGCAUACUGUCCACAGCUGGCUCAAGCGCUCAUGGGUCAAGUGGGAGGUCUCUGCCAACGGUCGGAGCUCGACUAUGUGUGCGAGCCGCUGAAGGCCCUUAUCACAAACCAGCCGAAUGCAAGGGCAUGGCUUGAAGGUGCUUUGGCCGACUCUUCUUUCCCGCAAACGUCUGAGAGCGUUGGUCAAGCGGAGAAGCGACGAUUCCUGCAGCAGAUUGUGGGCCUACGUGGUGACAGCAGGAAGACGAAAGAUGUCGUCAAAGAGUUCUGGGCAGCCUGUCGUGGUACGGUGGUUAGGUACAAUUGAUUUCUCCUGUCGACAGGAUUGCAGCAUGUUGCACAACGCGCUGCUUGGGCGGAAAGUGCACACAAGAGAGCAGUAGAUGUAGUUGCUUGGAACAGAUAAACGCAAUAAGACUCAACAGUCCACAC